Messenger RNA from Aegilops tauschii subsp. strangulata, 1170 nucleotides. Its product is annotated as F-box protein At5g07610-like. The record is from RefSeq and is a predicted model, not a curated record. NCBI's taxonomy places the organism in Eukaryota, Viridiplantae, Streptophyta, Magnoliopsida, Poales, Poaceae. Gene Ontology annotation, molecular function: protein binding.
AUGGAAUGGAAUCCCGGGUAUCCAAGAAGAAGAAGAGGAAGAGGGACACGGAGAGUAGCCCGUACGUUCUCCCGGCUCUCCGACGAUCUCCUCGUCGAGAUCAUCUCGCGCGUGCCCUUCAAAUCCACCCGUUGCUGCAAGUGCGUCUGCAGGCGAUGGCGCGACGUCGUCUCCAACCCUGACCACCGCAAGAAGCUGCCUCGGUCGACCCUCGCCGGCUUCUUCUACAGAACCGGGCAUCUGUGUUGCAGAACUAUGAACCGUCAUUACAAAAGCCUAACAGGGAAGAAGUGGUGCCGCGGCAUCGACCCCGCCCUCAAGUUCCUGCCCAAAUACAGACUCUGUGACAUUCACAUUGACAUGUUGGACUGCUGCAAUGGCCUCCUGCUUUGCCGACGACAGCAGACCGAUUAUCACGGGACAACGGACUACGUGGUGUGCAAUCCGGCCACUAAGACAUGGAUUGCCGUGCCUGGCACCGACCGGUCCCGCGAGCUGCGCGUCGCUCGCCUUGGGUUCGACCCGGUCGUCUCCUCUCACUUCCGUGUACUUGAGUUUGCACCGACGGAUGAUAAUGAUACACACGUCAAGCCAUUGGGGAUCUACUCCUCAGAAGCUGGAGCCUGGACACAUCGGAGCGAUUGGAAAUGUCCAAUUGAUAUAAAUAAAUAUUCCAGUAGCGCAUUUUUCAGAGGGGUGCUAUAUUUAUCUUCCUAUGAAGAUAAGGUUGUAGCCGUCGACUUGGAGGGAAAUUGUAGGGUCAUUCAUAUUCCUACCUUACAUGAUUCUUGUAUUGCUCGUGAAGUUUAUGUAUCACAGGGACAAUUGUAUGUUGUAAUUUCUAGUGAUUCUGAACUAUCAAUGUGGGCUCUUGAAGAUUCUAGUACUGAAAAUUGGACCUUGAAGCACAAUCUCAGCCAUUUGCAAUUGUUUGGAGCAGAGGAUUCAUCUUAUGAGCAGGACUAUGAUAUUAUCAUCCACCCAGAAUGCAAUCUGAUAUUUAUACUACUUACGAGAUUCUACUCGACAUGCAGAUCAGCGACGAAACUAAUGUCAUACGACAUGGAUUCUAGGACUGUGCAUUCUAUAAGUGAUUUUGCACAUGACUGGAAGAGUCCUUAUCUUUCAUAUGUUCCCUUGUUCUCAGGUUCACUGGCUGAUGGGCAGUAG